This is a messenger RNA of Triticum dicoccoides, 2293 nucleotides long. Its product is annotated as J domain-containing protein required for chloroplast accumulation response 1-like. The transcript is spliced from 9 exons. The record is from RefSeq and is a predicted model, not a curated record. The coding region runs from base 47 to 1954 and encodes 635 amino acids. Gene Ontology annotation, biological process: clathrin coat disassembly; clathrin-dependent endocytosis. Gene Ontology annotation, cellular component: cytoplasm; intracellular membrane-bounded organelle; vesicle. Gene Ontology annotation, molecular function: clathrin binding. NCBI's taxonomy places the organism in Eukaryota, Viridiplantae, Streptophyta, Magnoliopsida, Poales, Poaceae.
CCUGCUCGGCCGCUCCCCGCUGCCACACCCGCACGCGUCCGUCGCCAUGGCCGGCGCCCCGCGCAGGUCCGACGUCGACUUCGCCGACGUCUUCGGCGGCCCGCCCCGCCGCUCGUCGGGGAGCGACCGCGGGCGCCGCUCCUCGCUCGACUCGCCCUCCGGCUCCGGCUCCGGCUCCGGCGCCGCGUCCAGGGCGCGGAGCGGGGCCGAGGAGAGGCCCGCCUUCGGGGACCGCACCAGCUCCGGCUUCGCGUCGAGGGAGCGGCGGAGCGGCGGCGAGAGCGGGCCCGGGGAGAGGCCCGUCUUCGGGGACCGCACCAGCUCCGAGCGGAGGCAGCUCGGCCAGGAGUUCUACAAGGAUAUCUUCCCGGGGGCCGAGCCGCCGGCGUCGCCCAGGCCGGGCGGCGCCUCCGGCGAUCGGGACGUGUUCGGCGCGCCCACGUCGCCCGGCGGGUCCACCAGCCGCCUGCUGUCGCGGUCCAGCUUCUCCAUGAAGUUCACCAGAGGUGUGGACAGUUCAGUGCCUACUUCUCCAUCCCGGCAUAUAUCCAGCAGAAAUGAUGAUGACACAUCUUAUGGUUACAGUGUUCCAGCUUCACCGAAUUCAUCCACGAAUAGUUCUCUUGCCCAGGGGGUAUCCCAGCAAGAUUCGAAGAAGAAUCCCUUUUCGUGGCAUCGAUAUCCCUUCCUAUCCCGGUUCCGUUCAAGUGGAGAUAAGAAGGACACCUCUCAACAUGUUAACUCUAUGGACAGUGAAUGUGAAGGGACUCCUAUUAGCUCAGCAAGCUUCAUCAGCAGUGACAAGUUCCAUUUUUCAUUCUAUAAGUGGGCAGGGAAAGGAGCUUUGUUGAUGUUGCCAGCUAGUGUGCAAGAAAAAGAUGGAAAUAUUAUUGGGGUUAGAAGCUUCCCUCAAGUAGUUGUGCAAGGCAUUGACCUAAUUGAUGAGGAAGAAAGCAUGUCAACCGCCACGCCUGCAUCAAAAAGUCAGACCGACUAUGAAGAUUACAAACACAGUAUAAACUCAACAACCAAGGAGGAAUCUUCAGUGUUUGAUGAGUACCUGCAGGGUGAUAAAUCCAAAGAAGCAGGAACAAAGAAGAGUAUCAAUAAUGCAAAGAGCAAUGUAUCAGCAGGGAGCCCCAGAACUCAAAGUUCACGUCCACCUUCAGGAGAGAAAAGUCGUGGUAGCAGAGUGCUAAAAGAUUUCAUCAAAAUCUUCAGUCCUGAGGUUUCACCAAAGCGAAAAGUGGCAGUUGAGGCUCAAGAUCAGUCCAGUGGAAAAAGUGGAAGCAAAGGUGGAGUUGAAGAUAAAUUUAGCAUCUCGGAUUUGGAGACUGGUGAGGAUAUUAAGACGGAUAAAACAAACAAUCAGAAUGCAUUUUCCCCUGCGGCUGCUCAAAUGAGAGACGUACAAGGUAGGAUGGAGAAACCCGUCCUUACAGUCGAUGAUGAAAUGCUCACAAGAACAGGCAAACUCUCUGGAAAGGAAGAUGUUAAACCUCCAUCUUCUGAUAAGUCGUUCCAUGUUGAAACAGAGGAAAAGGUGCGUGACACAACAAGUCGUGAGGAAAGUCACAUGGAAAAUCUUGAAGAAUGUGUGGUUGAGCAUUUGGAUGAAGAUCAGAUUCUUCAGGAUGACAAUGAAAAGGAACAAAUAAAGAUAUCUCAAUCCAAAAUCCGGGAGUGGUCAAAGGGAAAAGAAGGAAAUAUUCGGUCAUUGCUUUCUACACUGCAAUAUGUUCUCUGGCCUGAGAGUGGAUGGAAACCAGUUCCAUUGGUUAACAUAAUUGAAGGAGCAGCGGUUAAGAAAGCUUAUCAGAAGGCGUUGUUAUGUCUUCAUCCAGAUAAGUUGCAACAGCGAGGAGCUGCCAUGCAUCAAAAGUAUAUAGCAGAAAAGGUUUUUGAGAUUCUACAGGAGGCAUGGAAGGAAUUCAAUUCAGUCACUUUUGGAUAGUCUUUCGUAGCUUCUUUUGUUCAGCAUGUCUACACUAUUUGCGAUGGUGCCAAAAUGGACGUAAAUAAUCUUAUCUACGAUAAUGUGUAGACAUGGCACAAGGACAUCUUUUAAGCUGGCAAACUGCGCCUUUUGAACUUGUUUUGGUGUAAAUGCAAGUGUGAAUCUGGAGAACCGACCAAUGCUGCCCUUUGCCAAAAAAAAAGACUUAGAGGUUAAACUGUGUUUGGUUCUGGUGUAUUUUGAUGAUUGAAAUUCUCCAUAUGCUAUGCCUAUGUACCUGAAGCCUGGUCCUUGCUUGAUUACUGAGUCUUGAAAUGUUGAAAUUUCGAGCGUGAA